Molecule: messenger RNA, 1327 nt
Organism: Dryobates pubescens (Downy woodpecker)
Lineage: Eukaryota; Metazoa; Chordata; Aves; Piciformes; Picidae
Gene: PEBP4
Product: phosphatidylethanolamine binding protein 4
Exons: 8
Coding region: 6-818 (270 amino acids)
Source: RefSeq, a predicted model, not a curated record
UGCAGAUGUCUCAUCCAGAGCUGAUGAGGCAGUGGAGAAGACCAGCAGAGGCUGAGCUGCCCCUUCCCUGGGCUGUGUGCUCAUCCCCAAUCCCUUCUCCUCUUCCUGUCUUGGAAACCAUCUCCAAGGCAACCUCAAGCCUCCAGGCUCUGCCUCGGAGCUGCUCAGCCGUCCCCAGGACCUGCCUGGGCAGGAUGAAGCUCCUGGCUGUGUUGCUGGCUGCCAGCCUGCUCAGCACCACUGCCCACGGUGCCCAGGCCCCCCAGCAGGACAAACCACCUCAGACCUGCCUCUUCCAGCCCCUCAGCAGCGAGGACAGCAAGUUCUGCAGGGGUGAUUUGGAAGUGGUCUACCCCGAGCUGGGUGACGUGGGCUGCACCUACAUCCCCCAGUGCCACCAGUACCGGCGGCAGAUCAGCAGGGCCUGGGGCGCCCCCCGCGUUCGCUACCCCCGGGCUGAGCAGGACAAGAAGUACCUCCUGGUGCUGGUGGACCCCGAUGCUCCCAGCAGAGCCAACCCUAGGAACCGCUUCUGGAGGCACUGGCUGCUCUCUGACAUCCCAGGUGCAGACCUGAGGAGUGGGGACAUCAAAGGGCAAGUGCUGACAGCUUACGGCAGGCCCUCGCCCCCGCCCCGCAGCGGCUACCAUCGCUACCAGCUGCUCCUGUACCAGCAGCCGGCGCAGGAGGCCAUCGCCCUCAGCCCCAGGGAGCAGGGCUCAAGGGGUGCCUGGCCCAUGGAGAGCUUCGUGGAGAGGUUCCAGCUGGGUUCCCCAGUGGCCUCAACUCAGUUCCUCACCAAACACUAUGAGGAUUAGAGCAUCGUGCCCUGCCCCUGCCUGGCUUCCCCCUCCUCCCUACACCACAGAACCACCUUCAUCCCAGCCAGGAGGAGACCCUGGGACCCACCAAGGGUGAACCAACCAGCCCAGGUUCCCAGGACAAACCCCAGCUCCUCCACUCCCAAAACCUGGGGGGAGGGGAGGGAGUUUCUCUUUCCCUUCUGAGCAGUGUCCCCCUGGCUGUCCCAGCAAGGAUGGCAUCACCUUCUUCUCCUCCCCCCAUCCCAUUUCUGGCCUGACCCCCAGCCUGUCCCACCUGCACCCUGAGGACCUUGAGCUUUAACCCCUUCAGCUUUCAGAAUAAACCAUGGAUGGAGCACAAGGGCUGCAGGGGCUCCUUGCCAGCAGUGAGCACAGGGCGAAACUGAGCCAGCUCUGGGUGAAGCUGGUUGCUUUGGGCCCCAUGCCAGCUGCAUGGCAUGGAGCAGACCUCCUGUCCUGAGGAGGGGGUGGGGAGAGGGGUGGUGCCAGCAAGACCCUCAAUC